AAUAUUCGUUUCGUGACGGGUUGAAUUUCAAAAAGACGUGGAACAACCGAGAAAUCGUUCGAGGAGCGAUGAAAAAUGAUUGUUUGCAGUUUUGUUGACGACUUGAAAUAUUCAUGAGCAAACUUGCAGCGAAAAAUCCGAAAUGUGCCUGCCUUCCUGCUGCUCGCGUUAACACUCUCGGUUUUGUGAUAAAAUUUCAUUCGUAUUUUUUUUCAAUUUCAAAAACUCCAGCAACAUGAAACUGUGCUUAGGGAUUUAGAAACUCUGUAGGUAAAAUAGACGAGAUAGAGUUCUUUUUGUCGAAAAUGAGAAAAGUCUGCAAACUCCAGGAAAAUGGACGGCAAAGAUCAUUUUCGCGACCAAUCAGAUUCGAGGACGGGCACAAUUAUCCCUCUCCAAUCCAUCGCAACGUUCUUUUACUGACGACACAUCUCAGCGGUAUGUUUCAAAGGGCAAAAUAGCUUCAAGAGAAGGGAGAAAAAUUCUCAUUACGGUAGAAACAAAGCACGAAAAAUUUUACGAAAUUCAGUCAUUCCGAGGCCACAAUCGUUAAAAUUUCAAAUACUCGAUGACUGUGCCGAAAAAAUGCUUUAAAUGAAAACCGAACUGUUUUUUCUGCAACGUUAUUGAUGACAAAUACACUAAGAAACACGAGUGAGUCGUUUCGUGUUUCUAUUAAAGGAUAUUCGAAAAAAAAAUCUCGUCACGUUCCGUGGCUCGCGGAAGCCCAUGGCACUUCGGUUGCUAGAUACUUGUAUGAAUUGUCGCAAGUCUGACGCUUGCGCUCUAGCCGAGACAGUGCCAGCUGUGCGUGCGGCAACGACGGAGGCCCGUUCGCCCUGCGCCCCGCGCCUCGUCGUGCCACAACUUACGGACAGCCGCUGUGCUGCUGCUCUUCACGUCAUCCGGACGUACCGGAGGCCGCACAUAGGCCAGUGUGUCUGAGAGGAGCAAUAAUUUUCCUAAACUAAAACCAAUAUGGCGGACACUGAGGAUAAAACCGAGUUGGCUAAUAUAUCGAGGGGCGACAAAAUAAUCGUAACCGUACUCGAGUCCGCCCUGCCCGACAUCAUCGUAGUUGUUUUCGCCCAUGGAACCAAGUCCUUUCAAGGCGCCCUGCUCGAUGCCACUAAAAGAGGUCUUCCCUGCGGUAUCCAACCGCCGGAGCCAGUGCCAGGACCGGACGGGGACAAGCUUUCGACGAUCGCCACGCGGUUCAGUUACUUUCAAGAGAAAAAAUUGUCCCCCGUUGCCUCGAACAAGAUUGACCUUCGGAGAAACAUCAAUCCACCGGCGAGGUACAAAAAUGCGCGUUCAACGGUCAGACUUCGACCGCGUCAGGUGUUGUGCAGCAAAUGCAGGUCGAUUUGCAACGAGAACAGCGAAAACGUCGAUUCCAGCAACAACGGAAAAAAGCGAAAGCUCGAAGCUCCGGCGGAAAGCGCUCCCCCGCCAGCGAGACGGAGCGAUCGACGGUGCAAUCAACCCCCGCAAAAAAAUCAACGAGUUUUGUUCAUGGAGAAUGAAAGCGUCGCGAGGACCAGAAAAAAUCCUUUGUGCUCGGACGGCGUCGACUCUUCCACCAAAUCCUCAGAGCCUCUCGUUGCACCCAAAGUUUCUGCUCGUUUGCAACCAAACGAAAUCGACGAUGCGAUGCAGAGCACCGGCACUGCCCAGCUCGCAUCGGAUGUUCAUCAAGCUUCUUACUGGCCGUGUUCAACGGAAGAUUCGACGUGGAACCCAGCGGACGCGUCGACGGAAAUUCGAGCCGAGCGAACGGAACUAGACAGUAGGAAUCCAUCGACGGCGUAUUGCGCAACACCAAGACGCUUGAGUAGUUCGUCGGUGGAGAGUGCCAAAGUGCCGGACGAGGAUGAGAAAAAGACAUUAGCCGCGGCAGACUCGACGGUAAUAAGACCGAAGGUAUCGCGAGUGCCAAGAAAAAAGAGAUCAGUCGGUUCGAUGGAGGAUCUGUGGGACGAGACUGUGUUCGAGGAUGCGACGAGGACGGCGAGAGCAACGCCGGUUAUAAAAAUAUCGUUCGGAGCCCAGGGCGAGGGGACGGUCUUAAAAAUACCGUCAAAAAUUCAGGAUCCUUACGUUCACGAUGUCGAUACCGACGUGGAAGAGCCGCAAACGGAACUCGAGAGAGAUCCGUUAGAACUGCCAGUCGGUUUCGAGGCGGAAAAAGCUCCAAAAUUGCCCGGCGAUGAAAACGCGCUUCAGGAACAAUUGGACCCGCAAAAACAAAAUGGCAAAGACGCCAGUGCUAAAGCCGCCAAGAGAGCUUUGAAAAAAGCCAAAAAAGAAGCCAGAAGAAAAAUGCUCGGCGGUCUUUCACCAGCCAGAUCACCUUGCAACGGAUCUCCGAGAUAUAGCACGACGUUCGAUCCGAUCUCGUAUCAUCGUAGAAAGCACAAAGUCAAGCACAAGAAGAAGCACAAAGAGGAACGUAAGCACAAGAGCCUCGUUCAAACCCUGCAGACCGAGGAGGCCGAGAACAAAGGUGGACGAAAGGGAGACUCGACGGAGUCAAAUAUCAUAGCUUCUAACGUUGAGGAAGAAAAUCCUGACUGGAACGUUAAUCCUGAUGGAGAAACGUACACGGCUAUAAAGGAACAGUGCCUCAAGCAGAAGUUAUCUAUUUCAUUGAAGAGAUUGAACACGAACGCUUACGCAGCAAGAUGCGAUUAUCCGGUGAGCAACGCCUCUUCAGGAUGCAAAAGUCCUGGCGCAAGCAGCGACGAGCUUAGCGAACCUGAACCCGAAGUUGAUGCGGUUGAAACCGCGCCCGAUUUUCCACCGCCAUCGCAUCCUUUGACCAUUCGUUUGGCUGCUACACCCGUGGCUCAUUGUCUUACGGCGAGCGGAAGGCGAAUGGACGUUGGCGACGUCGUGUGGGGAAAAAUUCACGGGUUUCCUUGGUGGCCUGGGAAGGUUCUCAGUAUAUCGGUAUCUUGCAGCGAGAAUGGCAACUCGUCGGAUGCUCAGGCUCAUGUCGCCUGGUACGGUUCGUCGACGUGUUCAUUGAUGUCGUGCGAUCGACUGAGUCCUUUCCUCGAGACGUUCAAGGCACGUUACAACAAGAAAAAACGUGGCCCUUACAAAGAGGCGAUAAGACAGGCCCAGUCCGAAGCGAGAAGUCAAAUAGCUCCGAACUCGACGACGAGUGGAGUAUUGAACGUUUGUGGCUCACCUCGUGAGGUGAACGUACUUUCCUGAGGUCAAAAAACACGACGUAGUAGUCGCAGAAGAAAAAUCAUUUAUUCCACACUGCCCUGAUUGACAAAGAUUCUUUGUCAGCAUGAAAAAUGAAGGAGAAGACGAAGGAGGAGAUGAAGAAUGAAAAGCGGAGGAAAACAACGUUUAACGAAGAAAGCUGAUAGAGCGAGAGGAGACGAACGUGCCGGUUUGGAAUUGCUAAAUGUAACAUAAAACCUGUACAGAAUGCAUUUACAGUUAACGCAGAAAUCGUAGCUGAGACUCGAGGGUGUAAUAUGGGUCGGAAUGGCUAAUUAGUCGACGCAUUUUUGAGGGACGAAUCGUCUAAGCGCGUUGGCAGCAUUUUAAGCUUGUUAAUUUAUGUUUUUAUCAUAUUUUUGUUCUCGCUUUUUUCGUUCUCUGUUUUUGAAAGCGUUUUUUCUUUUUUUUCUCGUUUAUCGCACGAACUCGUGCGGAAAUUUUUGUCCUCCUUUCAACUAUCCGUCUCGCCUCGUUGAAAUGCCAAGUCUCGUGUGCCAGUUCAAUUCCAGAGACUUCUUCGAUUCGUUUAUCGCUUUUACAGCGGUUCCAACCACUGCCGAGUAACUUGAUGAGGCAUCCACGCGCAUUUAUGGUGUUCGAUUUCAGACGAUUAUCGAAUGAGGAAAAAUUCACGUUGAGUCAUUGAUUCAUACACAAUUCCACCCACGAAACAGGGAUCAGGAAAGUUUCGGCGUUCUUUACAUUACCUUCUGAAGCAUCACCUUUUUGGUAGACGAAUAGAUAAAUAAAUUCAUCAGACUGCUGGCAAAAUAAAAUUUUCUCGACUCACUUGACUGACGCAAACGAUCUAUGACUUCGAAUUUAGAAACGUACACUUGGCCAAAGCUUGUGCAGCCAUUCGAGAAAUAUUUAUCGGAAUAGACACACAGAAGGGGGAAAAUAUUUUAUCCUCGCUCUUCGUACGAGGAGGGGGGAUCCCUCGAUAACCCGUUGUGUAUAUUCAAGAAUAUCUGUGAAUUCUCGACGAUCCAAAGACCGGAGUUUCAAAAGUUUUCCUCGUUCGAAAAAAAUACCGAUAAUUACAGAAUUUUAUUGAACCUCGAUAUUUCAUUUCGGGUUAACCUUGAUUUCGUGAAUAUUCUUCGUCGCAUUGAACAGCCGUUGAUCUAACUGCACAAAGCCACACACAGGAGCACGGUUAUGAAAAUAAAGUACAUUUUUCCAUAGCGUCGUUCUUCGAGCUCGUGCAAAAGAAAGAUUUUUUUCCUCAAUUUCGACGUCCGGGUUUUUGUCAGAUCUUGAAAUUCCAGAAAACAACCUGUACCAUCAGUUCUGAUGAAUUUCAGAAAUUCGUCGAAAUUAUCAACAUUUCUUUUUUAUUUAAAAAAAAACUCAUCAGUAACUAAAGAAAAUGAAAAAAACAUUCUUCCUUAUACAUACUAAAGAGCAAAAUAACGAUUCUCAUCAGAGGGCGCAAACUUCCUUGAUUCAAUCGAAUGAAAGUUUUUGCCAUUUAUUUGCUUUUAACAAUAACAAAAAUUGUUUUGAGUAACUGUGAUUUUUUCAACUGUUUUUUAUUAUGUAUAAAUAUAUAUUAUAUAUAUAUAUCUGCAUAGAUUUAUUAUUAUUAUUAUUGUUACUGAUACAUUAAUUAUUGAAUAAUUCUUGUGUGUAGUAAAUGAAGAUUCUUCUGGAGGUGCAAGGACAAGACACACGUGUAAUCGCGAAGAUUUCAUUUAAAGGCUUAAAAGUUGUACGCUUUUUUCAAACGACACUGAUGUGCUCGUGGAAGCUUGGGAAAUGUGCGGCUUUUCUUAAGCGCAGUCAAAUAUAACGAAGUUGUGUGGCUGCCUAUUCGUUUUUUUUUUUUUUUUUUUUUCAUAUUUCUUUAGUUGUAGUCUCAAUUAGCAGCACUAUAGAGUGUGAUUUUGGACAGGCGUCAAAAGUCACACGUUAGGAAAUGAAAAAAGCAUCGAAAAAUGUGUUUUUCUACAGACUCCAAAGCCAAGAAAAUGAUGGUGGAUUAUAACGAUAUAAACGAAAAUGCGUUUCUCGUGAUAAUGACAUUCGAGAAUACACGAUCUUGUAAAAUAAGACGAAAUAAAAAUGUAAACGAAUAUACAAAUGAUAGAAGAACAGAAACUACAAGCACGUAAUUAUAUUUAUACGAUAAAUGAACACUUAGGCAUGUACGAAGCCAUGAUAUCGUCGUAAAACUACUUUUUCUCCAAAUCGGAGAGAAGAAGAGAGAAAAUAAUAGAAAUUCAUCGGAACAUGCCAAGUGCCACUUGAGUAACGAGAAGCGGAGACUCGAAGAGUGAGCCUGCACGGGAAUGAAAUAAAAAAUGAUGUGUAUAAUUUUUUUACCGACACUCUCGAUGUUCGUGUAUUUGAAAAAGUAACAGAAAUCGAUUAUAACUUGCGAUUUAACGACAGUGACAAUAUUUUUUUUUUUCAGUCACUUGGCAAAUCGAAUUCAUUCGUGAAUGACUUGUUGUACGAUGACGACGACGAUGAUGAAAUGAUGUUCGAAUAAAACGACGGAUAUCGCCGAUCGCUAUACCGUCUUCCAUUUAGAAACAAUAGUCCGUUAUUAUAUGGUUUUUUUCCUCGUCAAACGUGGUACGAAGUAAUAAGUAGAUAAAUAUGUGACAUUUGGCGACUUCGAUGAACGCACGUUGUACGUGCGUCGCACAUCGAAUAAUUGUACUUGUAUGUGACUGCCUGUGUGUCUGCGCGUGUGUGUACGCGUGCGAGUGCGACUUACUCUGGAGCACGCAACGAAAAUGAAUUGAAAAACUUGGGAUAAUUGGCUUCUCGCAUCACUAACGAGCCUUUUCGAAUAUCAGACGAUUCGAAGGCUCUCUUUUUUUACAUUUUAAAGUCCGUCGCGUAUUUCAUACACUGGGUAAAGAAAUGUAAGUUCAAAGGAAGAGCCUAUAUAUGCGACGUUUCGAUUUGUAUAAACAACAAAAUAUACUUUUCUUCAUAA
Molecule: messenger RNA, 6196 nt
Organism: Venturia canescens
Lineage: Eukaryota; Metazoa; Arthropoda; Insecta; Hymenoptera; Ichneumonidae
Product: PWWP domain-containing protein 2B-like
Exons: 6
Coding region: 979-3222 (747 amino acids)
Cellular component (GO): nucleus; chromocenter
Molecular function (GO): chromatin binding
Source: RefSeq, a predicted model, not a curated record